AUGAAUGAUCCUAGAGAUCCGGUCUUGCAAAGGGUGGCUUCAUCAAUGAAGAAGAAGUUUGACAAGUAUUGGGCGAGUUUUGAAAGUGUGAACAAGAUAAUUUUUGUAGCAUUAGUGCUAGACCCAAGAUUUAAACUUCAAAUGCUUAAGAUAAGCUCCCAAAAUCUCAAGGCCGAAGAAAAUAAGAUAGAUGAGGUUGUGCGUGAAGUGAGAACAUGCUUGUUCAAUUUGUAUAAUGAGUAUAGAGGGGUGGAUAGCUUUGUGAGCCAACCAAUGAAUGAAGGCGAAGAUGAAAAUGUUGGAAAUGAUCUUGAAGGCUAUGAUAAUGUUCAAACCAAAAUAUUUCAUCAGCUUGUGCAAUAA
Molecule: messenger RNA, 363 nt
Organism: Prunus armeniaca (apricot)
Lineage: Eukaryota; Viridiplantae; Streptophyta; Magnoliopsida; Rosales; Rosaceae
Source: the annotation of a GenBank genome assembly